Messenger RNA from Macadamia integrifolia, 2082 nucleotides. Its product is annotated as probable protein phosphatase 2C 60. The coding region runs from base 562 to 1755 and encodes 397 amino acids. The record is from RefSeq and is a predicted model, not a curated record. Lineage: Eukaryota; Viridiplantae; Streptophyta; Magnoliopsida; Proteales; Proteaceae. Gene Ontology annotation, molecular function: cation binding; protein serine/threonine phosphatase activity. Gene Ontology annotation, biological process: protein dephosphorylation. The transcript is spliced from 5 exons.
UUCUUCUCUAGUUUGUUUGUGGAGCCCCAAGUCUUUAAGCUCUCCUUUGUUGGUCUUUAUGGGCUUUGUCCACUGUGAGUGUGUGAGAGAGAGAGGGUUUCAGACUUUCAGUCAGUUCCUCCAAUCAAACACAUAGAUUGAUUGAAAACUUUUUUACUCCUGUCACUCUUGUUGAAUCUGUUCUUUUGGAUUGUCCAUUCCUUUAUCCUUAGUACAAGAAAGCUCGGAGGAGUGGGGGAAAAAAUAAAUAAGAAGAAAAAAGAGAAAACUUAUUUACUUCUUUGUGAUUUGAUGGAUCUGCAGAUCUAACUCUUUCAUAACCACAUGGACUGCUCACCCAUUUAAGAUCUCCAUCGCCUCCAGAGUCCAGGCUCCAGCUGUAGAACCAAGUGACCAGCAAGAAGCAAAGGGAGAAAAGACCGAACAAAACGGGAUUAGGGGAAGAGAAAUAAGGCAACAGAGAAGGGUUUGUGUUCGUUUGGGCGUGAUUGGAUUGUUGUUGUUCAUCCAAAUACUGUUUGGAUGUGGAGAAAUUGGAGGCUGUUUUGGGUGAGAUGAGGGAUGUUAUCGGGCUUGAUGAACUUUCUGAGGGCCUGUUGGCGGCCGUCUUCGGAUCGUUAUGUUCAUGCUGGCUCAGAUGCUGUGGGAAGACAAGAUGGGCUUCUCUGGUACAAAGACACUGGACAGCAUCUUCAUGGUGAGUUUUCUAUGGCCGUUGUUCAGGCCAAUAAUUUGCUUGAGGAUCAGAGUCAAAUUGAAUCAGGCCCUUUGAGCUCAUUGGAGUCUGGCCCUUAUGGAACUUUUGUUGGGAUAUAUGAUGGUCAUGGCGGGCCUGAGACUUCACGCUACAUCAAUGAUCACCUUUUCCACCAUCUGAAGAGGUUUACUUUUGAGCAGCAAGGCAUGUCAGUAGAUGUAAUACGGAAGGCAUUUCAAGCAACGGAAGAUGGGUUUCUCUCUAUUGUUACCAAACAGUGGUCAAUGAAACCACAAAUUGCAGCUGUUGGAUCUUGCUGCUUGGUUGGUGUUAUAUGCAGUGGCACCCUCUAUAUCGCCAAUCUUGGUGAUUCUCGAGCUGUUUUGGGGAGGUUAGUCAAGGCAACCGGGGAGGUCUUAUCUGUUCAGCUAUCAGCAGAACACAAUGCAAGUAUAGAGUCUGUAAGAGAGGAGCUGCGUUCUCUGCAUCCUGAUGAUUCACAUAUUGUGGUUUUAAAGCAUAACGUUUGGCGUGUGAAGGGCCUCAUACAGGUUUCUAGAUCUAUUGGUGAUGUAUACUUAAAAAAGGCUGAAUUUAAUAGGGAGCCUUUGUAUUCCAAGUUCCGCCUUCGCGAACCUAUCAAAAGGCCUAUUCUGAGCUCUGAACCUUCUAUAUCUGUCCACCAACUUCAGCCACAUGAUCAUUUUCUUAUAUUUGCAUCUGAUGGGCUUUGGGAGCACCUAAGCAACCAGGAAGCGGUUGAUAUAGUUCAAAAUAAUCCGCGCAGUGGAAGUGCUAAGAGGCUUGUGAAAAUGGCAUUGCAAGAAGCAGCAAAGAAAAGAGAAAUGAGAUACUCAGACUUGAAGAAGAUCGACCGUGGUGUUCGCCGGCAUUUCCAUGAUGAUAUUACAGUCGUCGUCGUGUUUCUCGACUCAAACCUUGUUAGUAGGGCUAGUUCGGUCAAGGGUCCCACAUUAUCUUUAAGAGGGGGUGGGAUCAAUCUUCCUCCCAACUCUCUCGCCCCUUGUGCCACGCCUGUUGAACUUGGUCCUACUUGACAAAGCAGGCCCUUGUUCACUUUGUUGUACUGAUUCUGGACUGUACUUGGAUCUGUGAUUAUCAGGUAGUAUCCAAGAAAGACAAGUUGAACAGGUCUUCGAUUCUUUAAUGUACAAUGUAACAUUUAACUUGGGAAAGGGUAUAUUGAGUUAGUUAUCUUAUGAGUAUAACAGGGAAAACACAAGAAAGGACAGGGAAUGAGAGCUUCAAGGCGACAGCAGUUUCUCUCUUCUUGUUCAUCUUCCUUGGUUCAACUGGGAUCAUCAGUUUUGUAAAUUGUGUGAAACAUAAUCCAUGGCAAUCCAAAAUUUGUCUUUCUUCUUCUA